AUGGCGUACGGUAUCGUCACUGACGAGGAUACGGGAGAAAACAGGCACAAGUAUGCCCCCAUCUCGGGCAGCGUCGAGGCCAGCGACGCCUCCCCGCUCGCCACGGCCUGGCGCGAACUCGGCGAGGAGACGACCCUGACGGCCCGCCAGCUGCGGCUCUUCCGGCAGGGCAAGCCGUAUACCUUUUCCGACACCUCCGUCGGGCGCGAAUGGACCAUUAAUCCCUUUGCUUUCAUCUUUACGACGCCUGACUCUUCCUCAUCCUCCACCACCACCGCCUCCCCGUCUUCUUUGCCUCCAUCGUCUUCGUCCCGGGGAGGCGAAACCAAAGUCGAUGACAGUCCUAAGGAUCGUGGGUACGGUGGCGAUGCAGAUGAGGAGAAGGACAAGGAAAAGCAAGACGAUCGCAGGGCUGGCCUGCGCCUCGACUGGGAGCACGAAGGGUACGCGUGGUUCGACCCCGCUGACGUAUCCGACGACCCGUCUUUUGGCGGUGUGCCGCGCCUGAAGGAGAGCCUGCGCCGGGUGUGGUUCGAGAUUGACCUGGGAAGGGACGCCGCGCGGGUGCUCGACGAGGGGCUGCGCGCUCUGCAGGCGGAUCAUGAGAGCGGCGCGCGGCAGCUUGCGGCCAAGGCGCUUGAUGUGUUUAUGGACGUGCUCCCUCUGCUGCCGCGGAGCGCCGACAGCAGCGGUAUCGACGAGAGGUGGUGGCGCAACGUUCGCAUCGCUGGCUGGCACUUAUGGAAGAAUGGGCGCGAGGCCAUGGGCGCGCCGAUCCUGAGCGUGGUGCUCGCCUGUCUGGGCAUCAUCGAGGAGAAGGUCGCCGCCUUGCCGUCGCCGCGUACACCUUCAUCAUCAUUGUCGCGCGCGUUCAUCGACGACGUGCUCGUCGCGCUGCGGGCCUUUGCCGCGUACAGGACCGAGACCGGCAGGGCCAUCGGCGAGGCGUUUGCGCAGUUCCUGCGCGACGAGUUCUCCGACUGCGCUACGCCAGGGAGCGGUGGCGUUGGCACUGGUACCGGCGCUGGCGGUGAUGCUGACGGAGGUGUUGGUCAAGGUGGAGGUGCCGGGAACUUGACGAACAAGGACGUCAAGAUCGUGACCCUGUCGUGCAGCUCAACCAUCACCGCGGCGCUCACGCACGCACUCAAGCAGCCUGACGUCCCAGCGCUCGACAUCCACGUGCUGGAGUCGCGCCCGCUAUUUGAGGGCGUCAAGACGGCGCGCGCGCUGGCCGCUGCCCUCCACACAGCAGGACGAGGAAGCUCAGGAGAUGGUGCUGGUGAUGGUGAGAAGCCACGCGGGAGGGUGACGCUCCACACGGACAGCAGCGCCGCCGUCGCCGCUCACGGCGCGCACAUGGUCCUCCUCGGCGCGGACCUCAUCUCCCCGCGCGGCGACGUGAGCAACAAGACGGGCUCGCUGCCGCUGGUGCUCUCCGCGCGGCACGUCAACGCUUCGGGCCCUUUGUCCUCGACCUCAUCCCACCCCGUUCCGCAGAAGAGCCAGCACCAGCACCCCGUCCGGAUCGUCGCCCUCGCCGAAAAGGAAAAAGUCCUCCCCUUUGAGCCGCCCGCGCACGCGGAGGAGAAUGACCCGCGCGAGGUGAGCGUUGCGUGGGACGAGACGUACAACAACAGCAGUGAGGUUCACGGUGAUGGUAAGGGAAAGGAGGGGGGCGAAGGGAACAACAAGGAACUGGCCGGCGGGGGAGGAGGAGAAGUCGAGGUCAAAAACGUCUACUUCGAGUGGGUGCCCGCGGCGCUGGUGACCGACUACGUGACCGAGGACGGCGCCACGACGAGGGGCGGCAUCGAGGAGUGGGCGAAGGGGGCGAGGGAGAGGGCGGACCGCUUCUUUGGAGAUCUGUAA
Molecule: messenger RNA, 1872 nt
Organism: Purpureocillium lilacinum
Lineage: Eukaryota; Fungi; Ascomycota; Sordariomycetes; Hypocreales; Ophiocordycipitaceae
Source: RefSeq, a predicted model, not a curated record